UUGCAGCCGGUGGUGGAAUCAGAGAUGGCGUUUGUCCCGGAUUUGGACAUGCUGGAGAGCAGCGGCCCCAAUGAGGAGACAUUUUACGGACUCGACUGCCCAUGCCUGCAGAAGAAACCUCGCCUGAGCUCCGACCUGAGCUCAUCCGGCCAGAGCCCGGCAGAGGUGGACAUCCAGGUGACGCUCACGGAGGGACACCCCGCCAAGACCUUCCGCCAGGCCGCCGUCCUGGUGGUGGCCAUGACCAAGCUCUUGAAGAGGCCGUCGCACCACGACUUCGCCGACAGCGACCUCGGGAGCUUCCUGGAUGCUGUUUUCGAGCCCGUGCCCUUCCAGCGGUUCGACAGCAGCUACGCAGGGGCCCCCGUGUACCGCUACACCCGCUCGCUGUCCUUCGACAUCCUCGACAUCAAGCACAAGUGCUUCGUGCUGGAGUCGCCCGCCCAGCUGGUGGCCCUGCACCUGCAGGGCCCCUCCGCCAGCCGCAAAGUGAAGCUCAACAUCGCCCUGUACCGGCCCAAGAGCUCGCAGGGCAGCGCCGGCGCCAUGCAGGUGCCCGUGGCGCUGGGCAUCAAGGGGUACAAACUCUACAUGUCGUGCGUGAUGAGCGGCGCCGAGCCCACGCUGCAGCUGGAGGAAGCCGACAUCACCAGGGACAUCGACAGCUCCGAGCUGACCCGCUUCAUCUUCUACCGCCGGGACAGCCCGGCGGAGGGCACCACGCGCUUCGAGUCGGUCGCCUUCCCCGGCUGGUUCAUCUGCACCUCGCUGCAGCCCAGGCAGCCCGUGGGCAUCACCAACCAGCCCGACGAGGUGAACAUCACCACGUACCGGCUGAGCAGGCCCUGAGCUGCCCCUGCACCAAACCAAAGCAAACCAAACCAGCAGUCACUGGUUUUCAGGCCGUAUGUACCGAGUACAAGCCCCUUUCCCCCCGUGGCUGGGACCUUCUCCCUUCCCUGCCCCACGGAAGAUUUAUUUCAUGUGAAAUAGCAGCUCUGGGCCCCGUGGGCCUGAGUCGCAGUCAAUUUAUACUUAUUUAUUAUGUUGGUCCAUUGCUUUUAACUUAACUUAACUUAGCUUCUUAACAUAACUAUUGUAUUUUUAUUAUUUGCCUGUCUCAGGAAUGGAUGUAUUUGACUGAAAACUGUUGAAAUAAAAACUUUCCC
Molecule: messenger RNA, 1169 nt
Organism: Dromaius novaehollandiae (emu)
Lineage: Eukaryota; Metazoa; Chordata; Aves; Casuariiformes; Dromaiidae
Gene: IL1B
Product: interleukin 1 beta
Exons: 6
Coding region: 25-849 (274 amino acids)
Biological process (GO): cellular response to lipopolysaccharide; immune response; cytokine-mediated signaling pathway
Molecular function (GO): interleukin-1 receptor binding; cytokine activity
Source: RefSeq, a predicted model, not a curated record